Molecule: messenger RNA, 2560 nt
Organism: Conger conger (European conger)
Lineage: Eukaryota; Metazoa; Chordata; Actinopteri; Anguilliformes; Congridae
Product: early growth response protein 1-like
Exons: 2
Coding region: 169-1617 (482 amino acids)
Biological process (GO): regulation of transcription by RNA polymerase II
Molecular function (GO): RNA polymerase II cis-regulatory region sequence-specific DNA binding; DNA-binding transcription factor activity, RNA polymerase II-specific
Source: RefSeq, a predicted model, not a curated record
CAGGCGAACAACAAACAUCAAGACAUUAGACCAUUUUUCAAAGAAGGGGGAUUUCAAAAUAUUUACAGAAGCUUCGUAUAUUUACUGAAGGUCUUUUUUUUGGCAUUUGUUUAUUUCUCGCCAACAUACAUACUUGACCUGCGAUCGCGAGUAGCGGGACAGGGAAACAUGUUGAACAACAUGGAUUUGAGCUCUCAGCAUUAUUUUUAUUCUUCAUUUGACAAUAUUUGCAACUCUUCCCCUGGGAUUGAGAACAUUGGGCCAAUGGCAAACCAAGACACGUGCCUGGCCGCUGAGACACAAUCACCUGUUCAAUACCAUCAAGAUAUUGCAGCUGCAGAACCUAAAGCUGAAGUAUCUAACUCGGAAUUCUCCUUUGAUCCAAGCGAAGUUAUCAAAGGUUGCUCCGCGCCUUCCUUUGAUUACUCAGGCAGUUUCUACGUUGAGACGUCUCCGGCGGCAGCGUGUAGCGCGGACAUGCUGCUCAACAUGAUCACAGAAAUAGUUGGGAUUUCUACUCUGCCCAUCUCUGAAAUUCAGCGUGAAACGGAGUCUGCAUAUUCCUCUCCUUCAUCCGUGGAUGCGGGGUUUCAAAGCCAAGCGUCCAACUGCUCUUCUCCAGCAUUGAAUUCACCAGAACACUUCUGCCAUGACUUCACUGAGGUUCAGAUGAGUGUGAGUGAUUCUGCCCCGGCCCAAACUAACUUCGGUGCCUCUGCGAUGGACCAGACACCAAUAGCCACUGGGACGUUUCCAGUGGUGGUCAAGAAUGAGUUCGAAAGUAACUGUCAGUGGGACCCCUUCAAUAAAUGCGAUUCGUAUUUGGCCUCAGACCUGGUGUCAGAACUUUUCAAAAUGCCCGAGGACUGCGCAACCGAUCAAGAAAUUGAUAUGAAGGACUUUAUUGACUCUCUCGUUUCUAUCUGCCCAACCUCCGAACCCGCGUGCAAAUUAGAAGGAGGGAUUAAGCAGGAACAGUGCUUCAUCGACAACUGUGCGCAAAGUAUUCAGUUCCCCCCUUUCAAAAGCCACCAGGCACAAACCUUGGACUUUGCAAGUAACAUUAACGGUGUCUUCAAAUCGGGUGUUUUAGACCUACCCAGUAUUCCUAUUGAGACAUUGACAAACCAGUGCGAUUUAGUUUACACCUCAACCACCCUAUCCAGCACAAUAGACUCGCUGCUUUAUUCGACUCUUUUGCCAGAAAGUUUUGCGAGGGAUAGCACACCCAUGGAGAAACAAUCCCGAGGCAGGAAAGGUCCAACAAACGGGCCAGUCAAGGUGAAACCCUUCCCGUGUCCAGUGGAUAACUGUGAGAGGCGGUUCACACGAUCAGAUGAGCUCAACCGUCAUAUUCGCAUUCACACCGGGCACAAACCCUUCCAGUGCCGUAUCUGUCUGCGAAGUUUCAGUCGCAGUGACCACCUGACCACCCACACCAGGACCCACACAGGAGAAAAGCCAUUUUCUUGCGACGUCUGCGGCAGAAGGUUUGCGAGGAGCGACGAGAGGAAAAGGCACGGGCGAGUGCAUCUCAAACAGAGAGAGAAGAUGGAGCUUAGGGCUCAGAUUAUAGCCGCUCCUAUGUGCCACUUCACUUUUCCUAAAGGAAUCUGAACAUGCGCUUACAUAGCCUACACGUUGUUGUGUGUUUGGCGCUAUAUCUUCCUUAAAUUGGGAGAUUGUUUAUGGUAAAACUGUUAGCGAAUGUUAACAUUUCAGCGUUUGCGAUUCAACGGGUUGACAGCUCAGAUCUCGGAGUAGCCUGUCAAGAAAACUGUACGCUUUCAGUGUGAAAUGGCAAUGCGAAUUUCAGAAUGUGUUCAGAAGAAAGUAGAGAGACGCAUUUUUCGCGCCUCACCUCUUGUUUUAUUAGCUUAGAAAUGCUCAUAAAUAUUAUGCCUGAAUAUGAGCGAACACAUUCAUCUGCUACAUAAGCUUUUAAAACAGAUCCAACCAACCUUUGAAACGGCAACAGUAACCAUAACAGCAAUAGCCUACGUCAGAGUUCAGAACUAAUUUCACCGAACAGCUCCAGCUCCAGAGUAUUUGUGGCCUAUAUUUCAGGUGAUAUGACUGAAAUGUGAAACCUGCACAGCCAGAGACAAAGACAUAUAUUUGUAUGAGUUAUUGACAGAGUAUUUUAAAGGGAAAGCAAAAGGGAAUAGACGGGAACUCGUAUAUGAAAAUGAAUUAAUUCGUUGAAAGCUUAAUCAGAGUUAGUUAUUCUAGGUUCUGCAGUUUAGGUUUUGACUAGAGCAAAACCCUUGUGAGUAAAACACUACAAUAUUGUAGUUGAGUAAUCCAGUAGCACACAUUGCUGCAAUAUUUUGUACAUUAAUGUAUGGUUGUACAUAAAAUGAAAGACAGAAGAAAUGCUAAAAACCUGUCUGUUGAAAAGAAAAAUAUACAUUGUUAUGUACUGUCAAGGUACACCGAAAUGUAAAUUGAGUUAAAUUAACUGAAAUGGAAUUGUAAAUAUUUGAGAAAAUAUUUCUACUAUAUAUUGUCAUGUUGUUAUUUUUACAAUGAAUGAUCAUGAAUAAAAUGAUUGACUUUA